AUGAAGUUCACAACUCCGCAGCCAAUAAAGCAACCCCUGGAGCAAAGGGACAAAAGCAAGCAUUGCGCUUAUCAUCGAGACUAUGGGCAUUCAACCAAUGAUUGCAGAUCCCUCAGGCGACAGGUGGAGAAUAUGAUCACUAGAGGUGAGUUGACGGAUUACCUCAUGACAAAGGAGUAUGCAAAGCCCCGCGAGGUCUAUCCCCGCAAGGUGGAAGGUACGCAAGUAAAAGUCAUCCAUGCAAUACAUGGCAGGUCUGAAGAUGAUCAAGAGUCCGAGGAGGUAUACAGAUCCAGACUGAGGGCAACCCAUAAGCUUAGGAAGAUAUCCUCGGUCAACGCUAUCGCUUCGGGUAGCAUCAGUAUUGGAUUCGGAGAUGGCGACCUAUCCAGAGUUCAACUCCCCCACGAGGAUCCAUUGGUCAUCAGUCUUUUAGUGGCUAAUUGUAUGAUCAGGAGGGUUUUGGUAGAUCCAGGAAGUAACGCCAACAUAAUCACAAAUACGGUCUUUGAGCAGUUAGAGAUCCUGUCAUCAUCUAUUCGACCUACCUCCAGCUCGUUGAUGGGAUUCGAUGGCACAAGAGUAGAUCCCCUUGGAGUAAUAGACUUAUCCGUAACCGCGGCGAAGAGGACUCUAAAGGAGAACUUUGUUUUAACAGAGAUCCAUCCUUCUUACAAUCUCAUCAUGGGAAGAGGCUGGAUACAUCGGACGAGAAGAGUUCUGUCCACCCUUCACCAGGUGAUGCGGUGCUUAUCUCCGGACGGGAAAGAAGUAAUUAAUCUGUGGGGCGAUCAAGUCGCAGCGAAGGAAUGCUAUAUGUUGACACAAGUUGAAGCAAAGAGGGUGUCGACUCAACAGCAACCAGAAGAGGAAGAGGAAAUUGCGAAGCCCACCGAGGAGACCCUUGAAGCCGUGGAAGUUUUCCUCAGCAACCCUCAGAAGGUUACUUAUCUAGGCUUUUCCUCCGCGUCUGAAGAAAAGGAAGCGUUAAUUGAUGUUAUCCAGAGCAAUGCAGAUGCUUUUGCGUAG
Messenger RNA from Cornus florida, 1029 nucleotides. RefSeq lists its product as uncharacterized. The record is from RefSeq and is a predicted model, not a curated record. The transcript has 2 exons. Bases 1 to 1029 code for a protein of 342 amino acids. NCBI's taxonomy places the organism in Eukaryota, Viridiplantae, Streptophyta, Magnoliopsida, Cornales, Cornaceae.